CUCUCUCUCUCUCUCUCUCUUUCUCUCACUUACGCACGAUGGAGUCCAGAGUGAAGCCUGGUUUGAAUGGAACUCAAGGGGCAAGGAGCCAAGUGAAGGAUGAUGAGGCUGGAAUGCCCGGACUGGUGAGGAUAGGCAACAUGAUCCUCCGCCUGGUUGCCCUUGCCACAACACUCGUAGCAGCAAUCGUGAUCGGCACAGCGAAGCAGGUAAAGACGGUGAAUAUUCAGGUGGCUCCAACUCUGCCGCCGUUGCCUGUCUCGGCGGUGGCCAAAACAUCUUAUGCCUCUGCGUUUGUAUACUUCCUCAUAGCCAACGUGAUCGCAUGUGUGUAUGCUGCAAUCUCAUUAGGGACAUCAACUAUGAAGAGGGCUAGCAAAAGUAAAUUGAGAUUAUCGUUAUCCAUCAUCGACAUAGCAAUGGUGGCUCUCCUCUUCUCAGGCAAUGGAGCUGCACUGACCUUUGGAUUGUUGGGCAAGUAUGGCAACUCACAUGUGAAAUGGCAAAAGGUGUGCAAUGUGUUCGAUAAAUUCUGUCUCCAUGUCGCAGUUUCUAGCAUUGCGUCCUUGCUUGGAGCUCUGGCCUAUGUUCUUCUGGUCCUGCUUGCUAUAGUUAGCCUACAUAAGAGAUCUCCAUAAAAUGAAGAAGAGAAAUGUUGAUGUUCUAUAUGAUGUAUGUGAUCAUAGACAAUAGACAAUUGAUCUAUCUCUAUGUGCUCCAGCUUGUGUAUGCCAAAGAUUGAGUAGCGCGAAUUACCAGCAUCAAUUUGAUGCCCUCAUGUUCAAAA
Elaeis guineensis (African oil palm) is the source of this 787-nucleotide messenger RNA. RefSeq names its product CASP-like protein 1E2. NCBI's taxonomy places the organism in Eukaryota, Viridiplantae, Streptophyta, Magnoliopsida, Arecales, Arecaceae. The record is from RefSeq and is a predicted model, not a curated record.